AUGGCGAAAACAAGUCAAUGUUUGGUUCUACAAAUUGUCAUUGGUCUUGUUGCAAUAGUUCCACUUUUUUUCGGUUUAAAUGGUAUAAUUCGUGGUCCGAGUAUGUUAGCAACAGGUUAUAAUUAUCCUAUUUCGGUUGAUAGCCAUUUUCGUUAUUUAUCUGGUUUACCUGUUGCAAUGGGAAUACUUUUAUUACGUAACUUACCGACUAUUGAUCGAGAUGCAAGUGACUUACAUCGUGUUUCUUUGCUUAUAUUUAUUGGUGGAUUAGGACGUUUAUGGGGUUUAAUAACUGUAAGUUUUGAAGUUAGUACUAUGGUGACCACUCUUGUUGAAUUAUUAUUAUUUCCAUUUCUUUGUCUUUGGCAACAUCAAGUACAAAAAAAUAGUGUACGAUCACGUACGAAAUAA
Rotaria sordida is the source of this 411-nucleotide messenger RNA. Lineage: Eukaryota; Metazoa; Rotifera; Eurotatoria; Philodinida; Philodinidae. The record is from the annotation of a GenBank genome assembly.